Molecule: messenger RNA, 393 nt
Organism: Caenorhabditis briggsae
Lineage: Eukaryota; Metazoa; Nematoda; Chromadorea; Rhabditida; Rhabditidae
Exons: 2
Coding region: 1-393 (130 amino acids)
Cellular component (GO): extracellular region
Molecular function (GO): hormone activity
Source: RefSeq, a predicted model, not a curated record
AUGGCCUACCUCACCAUGAUGCUCCUCAUCUUCACCUUGGCUUUCACCACCACCAUCUCUGCCUCCCACCACCAUGCUCCAAGCUCCAAGGAUGAUCACUCCACCCACCUCGUCUUCAACUUCGACUUGGGAAGUCUCCUGGGAUCCCGCUCCACCAUCCAGGAUACCGCCACCGUCACCGACGAAGCCGCCGACUCCACCGCCGCCAAGUCCAGAAGCCCAAGAGCUGCCCGUCGCCUCUGCGGCAUGCAGCUCAACAUGUACGUCCAACAGUACUGCGGAACCGGAUGCACCGUUGAGUCCACAGAGGACCUCUCCAAUGCCUGCUGCCACAACAAGUGUGAUGCCGCCGACUUCAAGCGGAUCUGCUGUCCGACUCCGGCUGAGCAAUGA